AGAUUUUGUCCACCAGGUAAGGCUAAGAAGGGUGAUUUUAUAUGCUGUUUAUAGAAUAUAUUUAUGUUGGUGUAAAAUCAAUACAUUAUUUAUGAUAACAAAAUACAAAGUUCAUUUGGUAUUGGUUAAAAAUGUAUAUGCGAAGCUUUCAAUCUAUAUACUUGUGCGUUUUCAUUGUAUACAAUACCUAUUGCUAACAGCAGGUAGUCAAGUUCCAAACACCAUAAAAAACUGAUUUAUAUUACAUUGUAGACUAUUUAUUACAUUAAACAAUUUAUUAAAAAUGUCUUGGCUAAAUUCAAUUAGAGGGUUUUUUACUCCUGAUAAUAAUCCUAGUAGAGUCAUUGAAGUAAAAUCAGAAAAGUAUUCUGACCGCAAUGUCCACUGUCGAUAUGAUCCUAUUAUGUUGUACCAAGCAGAUAAUAAUAAUACCAGUGAAAUUGUCUUGCAUUUAUCACGUGCUGAGAGUUUAACUACAUCUUACAGUUUGUUCAGGAGUCCUGAUAUUUAUGAAUGUGAAAUAAGAUUUUUCAUUCUCAAAGAAAAAUUACCAGAAAUACUUCGUAUAUCUAAAGAUGGUUAUAGUGUAACUAUGAUACAACAGUUAUGUGAUACUCUUGUUGAAAAUCCAUCAUGGAAUGAAGCUCAUGUAGUUGUACGAUUGGUAAUGAUUGAUAUUUUGUCCCAUCCAAGCAUUUUGAAGUUCUUAAAUGUACCUGAUGAAUGUUAUGGUAUAUCACCAUUGCAGUUAGCUAUUUAUGACAAUUCUUUUAAUGUAGUUAAAGCUUUAAUUGGCUUGGAUGUUUCUUUGGAGCAUUUAGAUAAUGAAGCAAACUCAGUUUUUCACUAUGCCGCUAAAUCUAGUAGUGACAUAAUUUUGGUCUUGUCUAAAGUGAGCACCAAAUGUUUGAAUUAUCGUAAUAUAAAUGGAUUUACACCACUUCAUUUAGCAUGCCAAGCAGAUAAACCGGAUUGUGUCAAAGAGUUGUUGGUUUGUGGAGCAGAUGUAAAUAUACCAGCAGGAAUUCCUGAAAAAAAUGUAUCUGAAAACAAAUUGCCUGGAAUUGUAAAAGAUUAUCUUCAAGAUAACCAUAAAAAACUCUUUGUAGAAGAUAUGAAAUUUGGAGGUACUCCUUUACAUUGGUCGAGUUCUCGUGAAGUUAUUGAUAGCUUGAUUGCUAAUAAUUGUGAUAUUAAUGCAUUAAAUUUUGACAAGCGCACAGCUCUUCACAUAAUGGUUAUAAGAAAUAGAUUUGAUUGUGUAAUGGGACUAUUAUGUAAUGGAGCUAAUGUAAACAUAGCUGAUGUAGAUGGUAACACUCCAAUGCAUUUUGCAGUCAAAAAUAAUUUGAUACCAAUAAUUCAUGCUCUUAUUGCAUUUGAAGCCGACAUUGAUUAUGUUAACAAUAAAGGCAUAUCUCCAAGACAUAUUGCUGCUACAAAUAAUGGACCUGAUAAAAUUUCUGAAAAAAUUAUUUAUAUUUUGCAUGCAGUUGGUGCCAAACGAUGUCAAAAUGUUUUAUUGGAAACAGAAUGUACUAAUGGAUGUGCUUGGAACAAAGAGUACAAUGGUUUACCUCCUCAAAAACCUAUAUCAAUGCCAGUUAGAUGUAUUGUGACAGCUAUGGAAGAACUUAUGGAAGAGAGAAUAGAUGUCAAUAAAAAUUAUCGAGGAGGCAGAGUCUUAUCUCUUGAUGGUGGUGGAAUCAGAGGACUAGUGUUGAUAUCUGUCUUACUUCAUAUAGAAAAUGCCACUAAAGUACCUAUUAUUCAUUGUUUUGAUUGGAUAUCAGGAACAAGUACCGGAGGGAUUUUAGCUUUGGGACUUGCAUGUGGUAAAUCAUUGCACGAAUGUUUGUGUUUAUACUUCAGACUUAAACAGCUCGUAUUUCAAGGAAGUAAACCUUAUGCUAGUGAAGUAUUGGAAAAUAUGUUGCAAGAAACAUUGGGUGCAAAUACUUAUAUGAGUGAUAUAAAGCAUCCAAAACUUUUAGUUACGGGUUUGUUAGCUGACAGAAAACCUGUAGAUUUACAUUUUUUUCGUAACUAUACAUCACCGAGUGACAUGCUUAACUUAGAUCAUCCAUGUGACUACCCACCUCCGCCACCUCCUAAUGAGCAAUUGGCAUGGAAAGCAGCAAGAGCAAGUGGUGCUGCACCUUCAUACUUCAGAAUGUUUGGUCGUUUUUUGGAUGGAGGAUUGAUCUCAAAUAAUCCUACUUUGGAUACAUUAACUGAAAUUGAAGAAUACAAUUUGGCAUUAUAUAAGACAAACAGAACUCAUGAAAUGAUUGAUCCAACUGUUGUAGUAUCUGUUGGAACUGGAUGUAUUCCUGUGACUGAAAUGAAAAACUUGGACAUUUUUAAACCAAGUAGCGUGAGCGAUGGUUUUCGCUUAGUAUUUGGGUUUUCAGCUUUAGGCUUAUUGCUUAUUGACCAAGCAACUCAGUCAGAUGGCCGUGUUGUAGAUAGAGCGAGAUCAUGGUGUUACAAAACAAAAACAGCAUUUUUUAGGUUUUGCCCACAAAUGUCAGAAGAUGUAGCUAUGGACGAAAAAGAUGAUGUCAAACUAGUCAAAAUUCUAUGGGAAACUAAAGUCGAUAUGGUGAGAAAUAAUGGGAAAGUGAGCAAGCUGGCACAACUACUGAAAUGAUCUGUAGAAAAAAAUGCAUAACUUUAGUUGAUCAUGAAUGUAAUAAUAUCAUAUUGUUUAUUAUUACAUAUUUUUUAAAUUUCUGUUAGUUACAUUAUGUAGUACACUAUUAUACCCAUCUUCUUCUUCAGCUUAUUGGUCUUUAAAAGACAUUAUACACAUACAAAUAAAUAUAAUAUAUAUUGCUUUAUA
Messenger RNA from Sipha flava (yellow sugarcane aphid), 2845 nucleotides. RefSeq names its product 85/88 kDa calcium-independent phospholipase A2 (gene iPLA2-VIA). Gene Ontology annotation, molecular function: protein binding. The transcript is spliced from 14 exons. The record is from RefSeq and is a predicted model, not a curated record. NCBI's taxonomy places the organism in Eukaryota, Metazoa, Arthropoda, Insecta, Hemiptera, Aphididae. Bases 284 to 2653 code for a protein of 789 amino acids. Gene Ontology annotation, cellular component: mitochondrion. Gene Ontology annotation, biological process: positive regulation of ceramide biosynthetic process; lipid metabolic process.